Messenger RNA from Acomys russatus (golden spiny mouse), 745 nucleotides. RefSeq names its product angiogenin-like. Gene Ontology annotation, biological process: innate immune response; angiogenesis; defense response to Gram-positive bacterium. Gene Ontology annotation, molecular function: RNA nuclease activity; nucleic acid binding. NCBI's taxonomy places the organism in Eukaryota, Metazoa, Chordata, Mammalia, Rodentia, Muridae. The coding region runs from base 167 to 604 and encodes 145 amino acids. The record is from RefSeq and is a predicted model, not a curated record. The transcript is spliced from 2 exons.
CCCCGCCCCAACUGUUUGCGUGGCCAGGCAACCCCGACCUCACCCAGAUCCGCGACCAAAUUCCAAAGGAACUCAUUUCUGCUGUUCGGCACCCGACUAGGAAAGAAGGCGAGAGAAACAAAGCCGCCGCCUCCAGCUCCCAGUGCAGGAAUCUCUGUUGGAAGAGAUGGCGAUGAGUCUGGCCCCUUUGUUGUUGGUCUUCAUGCUGGGUCUGGUUAGCAUCCCACCAACUCUGGCUCAGGAUGACUCCAGGUUCACAAAAUUCCUAACUCAGCAUUACGAUGCCAGGCCAACAGGCCGUGACGACAGGUACUGUGAAAGGAUGAUGAGGAGACGAGAGUUGACCCGGCCCUGCAAAGCUGUCAACACCUUUAUCCACAGCACGAAGGACAGCAUCAAGGCCAUCUGUGGAGCGAAUGGAGAGCCUUACAGAGGAAACUUAAGAAUAAGCAAGUCUCCCUUCCAGGUCACCACCUGCACGCAUAAUGGAGGGUCGCCCCGCCCCCCAUGCCGGUACCGAGCUUCCUCGGGGUCCAGAGACAUUGUUGUCGGCUGUGAAGAUGGCUUGCCUGUUCACUUCGAUGAGUCGUUUGUCCAUCUGUAGUCAGCAGAUCCCUGGUGCAGACCUGGCUCUGCUUUCUUUUUCAUAGCUCAUAAUAAUGGUGGCGACAUUCACUGUCGGGGGCCAGAAAAUGAGCUUCCUGAAGCAUACUCCUGAUUACAGUGCACAUAAAUAAAGGUGUCU